Ostertagia ostertagi is the source of this 1461-nucleotide messenger RNA. The record is from the annotation of a GenBank genome assembly. NCBI's taxonomy places the organism in Eukaryota, Metazoa, Nematoda, Chromadorea, Rhabditida, Trichostrongylidae.
AUGGCAAAAUCAUCAGAGGUACUAUGGCAAUCGUCUGAGGGCGAUCGGAACUAUCCGAGUCACUGUUUUGUAGGAAAUCUAGCCAGAUCUCGUGACGGACGCAAGCGCAAAAGGAUCGUAAGCUGUUCCAUCCUUCUGCCACUUUUUCCUGGUGAGCGAUUUGAAUUCACGUUGUCCACUUUUGUCGAGAAUGCGACCAGUCCUAAGUUACACCGAAGUGUCGUCUUGACUCCAGCGUUCGACAUGACCGGAUUCGGGCUCAGCCUUCAGGAGUCACAGAACGGUGUGAAGCUGUCCUGGCCUCAAAGUGACGUUUUCAUGUCGAGAAUGCGCGACAUAUGGAAUAAGGUGGUUGGCCCGAAGUCUCAGCUUCAAAUGCGAUUGUUUCCUGCUGACGGUCAUGACAAAGGAACCCGCUUGCAGGGUGAUCCUCACGGGGCGGCUCCGCUCGUCGUGGGAGCUCUGAAAAAGGGCACCUGUUACAAGGUGCAAAUAUUUACGGUGACCAAGUCGGGCAUCGUCUCAGAAACGAGGUACAACGACUUCUUUCGUAUGUCAGCGCCUCCUGUGAACAUCUCCGUCCAUGCCAUCACGAGAAGUUCUGCCGUUCUUCAUGCCGCUCUCAUUUCUCCUGACGAGGCUGAUCCAGAUUGUGUACUGAACGCUGUCGUGCUGGACAUGCAUUCCCACGUGGUGCUUGACAAGACUCCAAAAACUUUUACGCCUAUUGAACUCAACGGAUUGCGCCCUUUCCACAAGUAUACUGUAAACUCCAAGAUCACCUGUUCGUCGGGACCCUCCGACUGCAUCCCGUCGUCACGCACCAUUCGGCAGUUGACAUUCUCCACCAUGCAGGACAGGCCAGGACCGGUUCUAUCUCUUUCAGCUCGUCCGUUGAAUCCGUACUCGGCUCAGCUCAUGUGGCUUCCACCAGCAUUACCCAAUGGGAUAUUGACGCAUUAUGUUGUGGACGUCAAAUCGGAGGAUAACCUCAGCGAUUCACGUUCAUUGAAUGUAGGAGUCAGUACAGAUCGAGCCGACCAUUUUGUGGAGACCAUCAUUGACGGGCUACUGGGCGGAGAACGAUACAACUUCACGGUACGUGCCGUGACUGAAGCCGGUACAGGAGAACUGCCAUCUGUCCCGCUUGAACCCGUGAAGAUGCCGAUUUUAGCCCCGCCUCGUUCUUCUACGGUACCCCUGGUGAUAGCCGAGUCCAUCACCAGCCAUUCGUUAACCGUCAAAUAUUCAUCAACGAUGUUCAACAACAAGCACGGGAAAAUAAUCAGAAGUGUUUUGCUUGUCGCUGAAGUCACUGAAGACGGUCAGAUCAGCGAGACAUGGAUGAACGUUGAAAAUGUCACCUAUACAUGGAUGCAGGUGCAGCGCUUUGACGUGUGGCCACUGUACGCAGCUGCUGUAGAUGAAAUCAGCACACGCGGAGCACCAUCGCUCAGCCAG